This is a messenger RNA of Diatraea saccharalis (sugarcane borer), 623 nucleotides long. NCBI's taxonomy places the organism in Eukaryota, Metazoa, Arthropoda, Insecta, Lepidoptera, Crambidae. The record is from the annotation of a GenBank genome assembly.
CGAGAAUUCGCGCGCGCAACUACUCACAAGUUACCAGCGCCGCAAUAAACUUUAUUACAUAAAAACAAAGUGUGUUUGAAAAGUACUUUUUUUAAGUUUUAGAAAAGCGUGUUUUGUCAUAUUUUCGAGGUUCGGUGUGUAAUGAAAAGAAGAUGAUGCGAAGUCCAGUUCCGUUGCUGCUUGUGGCUUUGUCUGCUGCUCUUGCUGCACCCCCAAACACUUACGAAGAUUAUCCAAUCACAGUGCCUCAGAAGAGAGCAGCAUUAGUUCUGGACAGAUUGCUAAUUGCAUUGCAGAAAGCUCUGCAUGACAACCCUCCUCCCAGUUACGAGCAAGUAGACAGUGAUGGCCCGCGGACUGCACCACUCCGGGUGGCAAAUGACUUGUUACAGAAUGACGCAAUCGAUGACAGCAAUCGCGAAGUAUGGCUGGAGCCAGAAGACCUGAGUGUUGAGCCCCUACGUCUACGCCAUGAAGACCUGACGGGCCUGCAGCGACGCGGUCAAAGCGGUGGAGCGCCGGGAGUGCGCGGCCGCGUGCUUCGCUGCUACUUCAACGCCAUUACCUGCUUCUAACACUGAUGCUUCUCCACAUUAUAUAUGAUUUGAUUUUGUUCAAGCUGA